Messenger RNA from Trifolium pratense (red clover), 786 nucleotides. RefSeq lists its product as uncharacterized. NCBI's taxonomy places the organism in Eukaryota, Viridiplantae, Streptophyta, Magnoliopsida, Fabales, Fabaceae. The transcript is spliced from 2 exons. The coding region runs from base 9 to 719 and encodes 236 amino acids. The record is from RefSeq and is a predicted model, not a curated record.
UGGCGAGAAUGGUGCCUAGGGAAAGAGGCCUUGGUUAUGAUGUGGCUUUCCAACAGUAUUUUAAUACUUUUCUCAGCCUGAAGAAGUUCAAGCCUAGCUUUGCUCCCUUUGUGGAUAGGCCACUUGGUCCUCCUUGGUUUACUCACAGAUUUCCUUCUCCACCAGAAUUUGAGAUGGUAACCAACAGCAUUUGGAAUGCUUACUUGAUGCCUACAGUCUUGUCUUGUCGAAUUGGCUUGACCUCUGGAGAUUUUGGGUUAGUUGGCUACUUCCCAAACCUGGUGUCUCGCCAAUUUGGCUUAACUCAAAUACUCCCUAAGAGCAUAUACUUGGAAGAGAGGGAGGUUUGUUUAGGCAAGCAUGGCAUGACAGAACCACAGUUCCAUUCAUUCUUGAACCACUUCAAUCAGCCUUCUUAUGAGCUUACCCCAUUCGACUUCGCUCCCUCACAUGCCUGCACUAGGGAAUUUUUUACCUGGUGGUCUCGACACUAUGAAGGACGCCUGGUUGACAAGACUGCCUUACUCACUGCUAUCUCUAAUGGGUUCGACUCAUCUAUUUUGAACAAGAUUAAGUCGAAAUUGAACGCCAGAGGGAGUAAGUCGAAGGCAGGUUCCAGCGACUCUAGCAAGCCUCUUCCUCCACCAUCUAAGGUUGAACUACAGGUAGGCUUUUAUCUUCUUGUGGCUUCUCACACUUCUGUAAGAUUUCUAUGUUAACUUUGAUAUGCCCUUCCUAGAUUGCUUCACGCAAGAGGCCUCAUUCAACUGAAACUCCUUCUGUUUC